AUGCUCGCGCGCGUCGUCGCGAGACGAACCGCGGGCGCGGCGUCCACGGCGUGGCGCCGCGCCGCGAGCGCCGAGACGGCGUCCUCGUCCUCGGGCGGCGGCGCGGGCGGCGGCGCGGGCGGCGGCGGCGCGGGCAUCGGAUCCCUCGCGCGCGGCGCCGUCUCGCUCGCGAUCGCGGGCGCGACCGCGGUCGUGUGCGAGUCCGUGCUGAACGACCUCGUCCUGUGGCGCAUCGCGCGCGACCGCGCGAUCCCGGUGAUCGACGCGAACGACCGCCUGAAGCGCUCGCUGGGGACGCCGCUCAGGGCGGACGCGUGGUGGAACGCGAGCGUGACGACGCGCGCGCGAGGGAACCUCGUGACGACCACGUUCUUACUCGACGGAUCGAAGGCGAGCUGCGACGUCCAGGUCGUCAUGAUUCGCGACAAGGCGGCGGCGGAUUCGGACGCGGACGCGGGUUCCCCCGCGAACGCGUUCGUCGCGUCGGUCGCGCCGAACCUCUUCGCGAACGCGUGGGCGCCGUCGCGGUGGAAGGAGGUGCGCGUCGAGGCGAUCCUGCCGCACGAGAAGGAAGCGGGUCUGCCGGGACGCGUCGACUUGUUGCGAGGGGAGGAGGAGGGGGCGUCGGAGCCGGGGUUGGGAGGGAAGAAGAAGAAGAGAAGUGCGGCGCGAGGGCGGUGGGGGGAUUGGUUCCGGAGAGGGAGGGACAGCAGUCGCGAGAAGAGGAGAGAGGCGAGCGACGCGUAG
This is a messenger RNA of Micromonas pusilla CCMP1545, 747 nucleotides long. RefSeq lists its product as uncharacterized. The record is from RefSeq and is a predicted model, not a curated record. Bases 1 to 747 code for a protein of 248 amino acids. NCBI's taxonomy places the organism in Eukaryota, Viridiplantae, Chlorophyta, Mamiellophyceae, Mamiellales, Mamiellaceae. The transcript has a single exon.